AUGGACGGGCGCCGGGGCUUCCUGGCGCUGCUGGUGGCGGCGCUGCUGGUCGGCUUCCUGUCCGUGAUCUUCACCCUCGUCUGGGUCCUCCACUAUCGGGAGGGGCUCGGCUGGGACGGGAAAGGACCCGAGUUCAACUGGCACCCGGUGCUCGCGGUCACCGGCUUCAUCUUCAUCCAGGGCAUCGCCAUCAUUGUGUACAGACUGCCAUGGACCUGGAAAUGCAGCAAGCUCCUGAUGAAAUCCAUCCACGCGGGGUUAAACUUCGUGGCAGCCAUUCUUGCCAUUAUUUCUCUGGUGGCGGUGUUUGAUUUCCACAAUACCCUGAACAUCCCCAAUAUGUACAGUCUACAUAGCUGGAUUGGACUGACGGCUGUCAUACUGUACGUGUUACAGCUUCUCCUAGGUUUUUUCAUCUUUCUGCUUCCUUGGGCUCCACCCUCUCUUCGAGCAUUUCUCAUGCCCAUACACGUUUAUUCUGGACUUCUCAUCUUUGGAACAGUGAUUGCAACAGCCCUCAUGGGAGUGACUGAGAAACUGUUAUUUGUCCUGAAAAAACCUGGCUAUGACACGUUCCCACCAGAAGGUGUUUUUGCAAACACCCUGGGCCUUCUGAUUCUGGUGUUUGGGGCCCUCGUUUUCUGGAUAGUCACCAGACCACAGUGGAAACGUCCUCAAGAGCCAGCUUCUGUCCGUCUUCAGCCAAACGGAGGCACUCCAGAGGGAGUGGAAGGCCCCAUGGCAAUAAACUUUGACAACGUGGACAAAUCAGAGUCAGAGUUAAACAACGAAGCAGCGGCCAGGAAAAGAAACGUGGCCCUUGACGAGAGUGGCCAGAGGUCCACCAUGGCUCACUGA
This is a messenger RNA of Pipistrellus nathusii (Nathusius's pipistrelle), 858 nucleotides long. Lineage: Eukaryota; Metazoa; Chordata; Mammalia; Chiroptera; Vespertilionidae. The record is from the annotation of a GenBank genome assembly.